This is a messenger RNA of Penicillium crustosum, 177 nucleotides long. RefSeq lists its product as uncharacterized. The record is from RefSeq and is a predicted model, not a curated record. The coding region runs from base 1 to 177 and encodes 58 amino acids. NCBI's taxonomy places the organism in Eukaryota, Fungi, Ascomycota, Eurotiomycetes, Eurotiales, Aspergillaceae. The transcript is spliced from 2 exons.
AUGUUUGGAGGGCCGCCCUCUGAGGGCAAGAAAAUAACCUGCCCGACCCGCGGGCAGGCGUCGCCUGCCCUCCGCCCGCAAAAGCCCACGGGCGCCCACGGUGUCCAUGGACAAUGGGCCCUAAGGGUAGGGCCCGUCCAUGGGCGUAUUGAUAGUGCCCAUCGCCCGCUUACAUAA